GGAGGAGGAGGCAGCAGCAGCAGCAGCGGUGGCGCGGCCCACUUCAGGUCUCCAUGGCAACAGAGCGUGAACGUGUUCGGCUCGUGGAGCAGGCCGGAGUGUGUCGAGGAGCUGCACCAGCAGGCGCAGCUCAACCUCCAGAGCCUGCUGCAAGACUUUGAGGAGCAGUUGUACGACACCAAGCUGACCGGUCAGACUUUCCGGCAUCCGUCCUCGCAGAGCUCCGACGACACGUCCACCUCGCUCAGCCGGUCUCCAGUCUCCAUCAACAACAAGAGGCCGGACUUCAUCUUCCUGCCGGCGUCCAAACAGCUCUACGACGAUGAAACCACCUCCUCGGUGUUUGGACUAAGGUCCGUGACAAACCCCUCUCCCUCCCCGACACCGUCGCCCUGCGGCUCAGAACGCCCCCUGCUGGGUUGGAGCAGCAACAACAGCAGCAGCAGCACCGCCACCUUGGCUACCAUUGGACCGCCGGUCGCAGACAAACCGCGGUGGCAGCUCGGGAGGCGCACGCCGGGUCACUUCCUACCGCUCGACGUCACAGGUGAAGGGAGAGGAGGGAAAUUCCACGGUGUUGACCUCCUCCAGCACUCCCCGUCCCCAUCCCCCUCUCCGGGGGACCCCUUCCCCCACCAGCCCCGCUCUCUGGAGCCCGUCACGGACACCUUCCACCAGAACCUCCCCCUGAGGAAGACCCACUCUGACCUCGACACAACCUUACCUGCAGGAAACACACCAGACCAUCUUCACCAAGGAACUAUGGACACCUCUGGGGUGCUGUGCUCAAACACACCCUCCGCUUCCUGGAACGGACCUAAAGGAUCCACCUUUUCACCCGGAGCGUGGAACGAGCCGUACAAUUACAGCAUGAACAAAGGCCCCGCGGUCCCACCGAAACAGCACAGCAUCAUCGGAAACGCUGGAGGGGGAGGGAUGCAGGACGGGGUGAUGCUGGUGAGCUCAGGACAGUCGGGGGGCUCACAUUCCAGUUCGUUCACGUCUGUGACGAACCCUUCUGGGAGAGGAGGGAAUAACAUGCCAGGGAUUUCACUGGCAGCGGCGAUGAUGGGGAAGCGGAGCGAGACGGAAGGGGCUGCAGCUGACGGAGGGAGGGGAGGAGGAGGAGGAGGAGGAGGAGGAGGGGUUGCGGAGGCAGGGAGAGGGCGGGAGAGAUCGGCGCGUUCCAUAGCAGCGGCGAACGCCUUCAAGUUCCGGGAGCGUUCCCUUUCUACGCCCACAGAUUCUGGUUCCUUCUGCUUUACGGAAGGUGGUUUAGGCCAGCCAGAUGGGAACAUCUUGCCCACAGGGAACGGGAAUGCUAUGGUAUUAACAGACCACCAGCAACAGCAUCAUAACUUCCUGGGUAUGGGUGAGAACUACGCCCUCCUCUACCCUAGAGGGAGCUCCGAAGACAGUGCCAGUACCGCCGACACAAUCUCUGUCACAGCUUCAGACUACAGCGCAGAUGGACGCUUGCGCCUACGCUCCCGCUCCAUUUCGCUUAAGAAAUCCAAGCGCAAGCCUCCCCCACCCGUGAGGAGCGUCUCUCUCAUGAAGAACCUUGGAGAAGCCGAGGGGCGAAUCCACCAUGGAGGCGGUCUUUACCGGGAUGGCCGGCCAAAGAGCCUGCACAUCCCCAGGGACCACUUCCCAGACUUCCAGCCCGAUUUUCUCCUGCCCAACUCUUCCUGCUCCUCUAGACCCAGUGUUGUAGAGCGGGAGCUGGGCCACGGAGGCACUGAUGGACCUCCAAGCCUGGAGGUCCAGGCACCCGAGAGGGAGGGAGAGACCGAGCUGACCUUCCCCACUCACUGGCAGCUAGGAGAUUGGAAGAAUGACCCUUACAGGUCUUUAUCAGGCUCCAGCACAGCAACAGGUACAACAGUGAUUGAAUGUAUGAAAGUCAGAGGCAGCUCAGAGUCCCUGCUCGAUUCCCCCUCCACCUCCAGAGCAACCUCGCCCUCACAGCUCUCCAUGGAAACUGACAUCAAAGCCUCCUCGCCCUUCAAACCCCCGGGACUUAUGUCCCCGUCAAGUGGCUAUUCCAGUCAGUCAGAGACUCCAACCCCUACUGUUCCACUCAGUCACAUGGCAGGUCACGGCACAGUAGGGACAACAGGGACGUUGGGGUGUAAGUUGCGUCCAAAGAUCCCAGAAAGGAAAUCAUCGCUACCAUCGCCAAAGGACCCUUCUGCAAGGUCUAGAUUGUCCUUUGAGAUGCCAGGGAAUGCACACCUGGAGCUGUCAUCAAUCAAGCCAAAGCAAAAGGCCAGCAGGCGACAUUCCGACACCUCGACGGCGGCAAAGCCGGGAAAAAUCAGCCCAAGCUCCUCGCAGGCAUUGCCUGUGGUCACCCAGAAUGAGCUGAAGACCAUUCGGCUUCGUUCCAUCUCUCGUGGUGACUUGGAUGACUGUCCUGAUGGGGCUUCCGACACCAUUGAAGAAGAACAGCACGGGAGAGACCUAGGCGAGGACCCCAGCCCUCCACCCACCCUACCGAAACCCAAACCACCUGUCGCUGUCAAGCCGCCGUUGCCCAAGAGGCCCCUGAACUUACUCCUCAAAUCUCCUUCCCCCUCCUCCACUUCCCCCCUAGCCCUAGAAUCACCUCCUGGCUCACCCGUGGACCGCCCUGUUCCCCUAGGCAACAUCUACAAAGUCAUGAGAAAACCCAAACCCAAGAAACCUCCACCACAAGCAACAAGUCCUUCAGAUCUUCCAGAUUCAACCAACGUUCUACGAACUGCCUAUGAUCAUCCAUUCCUCCCCCACUCCCAGUCCCUCUUCGAUCUCCCUCCUCUUCCAGACCCCCAGCCUCUCCUUGAAGACCCAGCAAUGGAGCCUGAAUUUGAAGCAGACCCAGAGAUCCUUCUUGGUUCUGGAGACGGAGGAUCACUCCCCUCUCCCUGCAGCAACCAGGAGGCCCCGGAGCUCCAGGACAAAAGCAAGACCCUCCCCUCAAGGAUGACAAUCUCCUGUCUGGCAGAGCUGUCGGACAAAAAAAAACCCAAGGUUCCACCUCCAGUCCCCAAGAAGCCGAAUGUCCUGCUUCUUCCCUCAUCAGGCCACUCCUCCACCAAUGGCAGCACAGAACGUCAGACCCCACAGACCGACAGCCCCGUGGGUCUCCGGUCUCCUGUGGGAACAUUUCCACCAGAAGAGUUUCACGGUUCUCCUGGUGUUCCCGAUAUGCUAGAGCAAGAUGAGGACCACUUGGGAAUAGACGAGGAGAGUUCAAAAGAGUCGUCACUUCAUUCCUCCCUGCAUGAUUCCUCCCUCACAGAGCUGGAAGGGAAAAUGGCUGGCACUGGGAUUGGGGCAGACGACUUGGCAGUCAAUGAAAAGACGGUACUCCACAUCGCCGAGGAAACGGAUGACGACUUGUUGACCAGCACACCUUCAACACACACCACAGAAGACCUGUUCACUAUUAUCCACAGGUCCAAGCGAAAGGUUCUUGGUCGUAAGGAGCCGACGGACUCCUUCGGCAGCCGCCAGAGCCUCGUGUCCCCGGUGAAGCACAGCACCAGCGGUAGCGACCUCCGAAACAUGACCUUAGGCAGCCAGAGGUCGAGCUCCCGCAAUGAGAACUUCAUGGCCCUGCUUCAGAAGAAAGGCAGCAAGUCUUCCGGCGGAGGAGCCAGGGUCUCCGCUAUGGAGCUUCUCAAAAGCACAAACCCUUUGGCGCGACGGGUCACAGAGUUUUCAACCACCUCGUCGGCGAGCGGCGAGGAAGGAGACAUGGCGUCCGGGAACGGCAAACCCAACGAUCAAUGAACGGAAGUAUUGUUAACGGAAGUUAACCAAGUCCGUUUACUGUCGACAAAGCCACCAACAAAUUCUACAAUGUGCCACCCACUGCAGAUGGGGCCUUUUGAGUAAUAUGUCCAACCGGAUCGUUCCAACUACUGAUUGACCA
Anoplopoma fimbria (sablefish) is the source of this 3922-nucleotide messenger RNA. It is a transcript of the gene nhsl2, whose product is annotated as NHS-like 2. Gene Ontology annotation, biological process: cell differentiation. Lineage: Eukaryota; Metazoa; Chordata; Actinopteri; Perciformes; Anoplopomatidae. The record is from RefSeq and is a predicted model, not a curated record.